GAUACUGCUUAACCAUACACCUCAUGGGAUUUGUUUCCUUGGUUCAAAGAGCUAGGGUCAUUGUUUUGUAGAUUAUUUCAGUCAAUUUGCCUAAUACUGGUUUUAGUGUUUCUUUUCUACCUACUAGUUCACUCUGUAGUGCCUGAGGUCUAAAAGUUUGUGAGCAGUCAUCCAAGGUGCAACGAUUGGUCUCUGUUCAUCUGGAGCAGCAGAGAAAAGGAGAGCCAAGUGGAAGAGGAAUCAUUCUAUAUCUGAUUGCUUCUGUUACCAACUGUCUCUCCACCAUGAAGCCGGAAGUAAUCGGAUGGUGCCCAGAGUAUUUUGGAAGUCAAGAGAAUGGAAAAUGAGAAUAUCAACAUUUGAUGCAGAUGAGAAAAUCUCAACUUCAUACAAAAGAAAAUAUUUUAGAAAGAAGAAGAAGAAGAGGAAGAGGCCAUUGGAAAACACUGAAGAACGUGCUGAUGAGCAGCAGACCUCUGAGCAAGUGACCACAUUUCCCUGUUCCAUAUGCAAGCACGAAAUUGAUCUACCUGGUUUUUUCUUCCAUAAAAAGCAACAUACAGCUCUGACCUCAUUGGGUUUUCACUGGAUGGGUGAGAAGAAACCACUGCGAUCAGAGAUUGUUGCUCAGAGGCAGUUUUUAAUUACUAAACUAUUGUCAUCUUUUAUAUUCAGUGAAAAAGCCCUACAAACCAUUAAUAACGCUUUUGAGCUAAUGUGGAAGAAACAAGUACCAGCAUACUAUAAGAUUAUUGAUAACAUUGACAGGAGUUCUGUAUAUUCUCAAAAAAUACACCAUCUAUUGAUUAAAGGAGUAGCCAUCUGUGAAGACAGGAAUUCUGCAUGGAGAACUACCAUGGAAGAUAAAUUCACUAUAGUGAAUAAUUUUGGCAAUAAAUCCAACGUGUGCUUUUUUGGUUUGUUUGAUGGGCAUCAUGGUGUCUCAGCAGCAGACUUGGCAUCGAUGGAACUCCCAGUUUUACUUCUCCAACAAAUUUCCAGAUUUGAUCCCUCCUUCCAAAUGACCCCUGAACAACAAAAAGUAAUCGAUUCUUUUCACACUGUGUUUAAGGAAGAAUACACAAAAAUAGAAGACUGCUUCUCUUUCAUUCCCAAAAAGACAAAAGCAUUGCACGGUGACUUUGAGGCCAUACAUAAAGCCUUUGCAAAAGCAUUCUGGAGAAUGGAUAGGCUUUUACGUCUUGGAAGGAAAGAAGUGUCCAGAGUUCAAUGGAGCGGCUGUUCUGCAGUUACUUGUAUAUUGGAAGGCAACAUUAAAUGUCUUCAUGCUAAUAACUAUUGGAGACGAAAACAUGGCCAUGGGAAUUUGAUAGAGAGUGCCUCUUUUGGAAAGAUGCCACAAAUAAUUUCUGGAGUAUUACAUGUUGCAAAUGCCGGUAAUGUGCAAGCAGUCUUAUGCAGAAAUGGUAAAGGUUUUUGCCUAACCAAAGAACAUACUACGCAAAAUGCAAUGGAAAGAAGAAGAGUACUUCAUAAUGGAGCAGUAAUUAAUUCAAAUGAACCAAAUGGGCUCCUAGAAGGGCAAACAAAAACCACACGAGGACUUGGAUUUCACGGAAAUCUCAAACUGAAAAAACUCAUUAUUCCAGCACCUCAAACUAUCUCAGUCCCUAUAGAUGACUUAUGUCAAUUCCUUGUACUAGCUACUAAUGGACUUUGGGAAGUUCUGGAUAAAAAUGAAGUUAUCGCACUGGCAAUGACAAUGUUUCACACAUAUAAAGAAAAAUACUUCAUUAUAGAAAACAAAUCUUCACCAUCCAAACUCAGUGAACCAAGUACUACAAAACCAGAAAGUAAUAUCCACGUAUUGUAUCAGUAUAAACCUUUAUCUAAAGAACAAGUGCCAACUAUAAAUUCAAAAGAAAAUUUGUGCGGUUCAAAAUAUUCUCAACAGUCCAUCUGUGACCUUGAAAAUUUAGAAACAUUUCCACCAAAACUGACUAUUCACCAGUGUUACAGUACAGAAAAAACUGAUAGACAAGUCAGUGUAGAUGGUGUGCCAAGAGAUCCGAAUGAGAAGGAAAAGGAAGCACGCACUAACAGCUUCUAUGAAGAUGCGGCUAAGUACGUUAGCCAGGAACUUGUAAAUGCUGCUUUAACAGCUGGCUCCAGAGACAACAUUACAGUUGUGGUAAUACUUCUCAGUGGAAGUGAAUAUCAGUUUCUGAUAUAAAAAGAUAAUGUUCUGAUUUUCCAGAAUACAAAGACAUUUAACACCAUAAAGGCAACUCUCCAACGAACCAGACAUUAGAAUACAUCGAUAUUAUGUAAGUCAUUUUUAAGAGCAUAGUAAAGAAAAAAGAUUUUAAGUUACAUAAUACCAUUUACACAU
This is a messenger RNA of Trichechus manatus latirostris (Florida manatee), 2353 nucleotides long. RefSeq names its product protein phosphatase 2C like domain containing 1 (gene PP2D1). Gene Ontology annotation, biological process: protein dephosphorylation. The transcript has 3 exons. Bases 305 to 2194 code for a protein of 629 amino acids. The record is from RefSeq and is a predicted model, not a curated record. NCBI's taxonomy places the organism in Eukaryota, Metazoa, Chordata, Mammalia, Sirenia, Trichechidae. Gene Ontology annotation, molecular function: protein serine/threonine phosphatase activity.